Molecule: messenger RNA, 1224 nt
Organism: Hymenoscyphus albidus
Lineage: Eukaryota; Fungi; Ascomycota; Leotiomycetes; Helotiales; Helotiaceae
Source: the annotation of a GenBank genome assembly
AUGGGACCCCCCCGUGCACCACCAGCCACGCCCCAAGAAACCUUCGAGGUAGACGCAACAGCAGCAUGGCAAGCGCACCAAAGAUCCACCCAAGACCGACCACCACCCCGUGCAUCCUCUCGGCCCAGGGACCAAGUCUCACGAAUGCCUUCUAGUAUCGACAGGGGUAAGGAGAAGGGGAGAGGACGGUCUUCUUCGAGGCCGAGGGAUCAGUAUUCACAGAUGGCAUCGAGGGUAGAUUGGAAUCAAAACUCCGUCCUUCCCUCACAGAUCGAUAAACAUAAACCCCCUUCUUCUUCGCGAGCAGGGAGUCAAAACCUACAAUCCGUGCCUCACCACUCCCACACUCGAGGUGGGCAGUCCUCUCAUCUGCCUCUACUAAUCGACCGAUACGCCUCCUCCGCGCGAAAACAAACAUCCAAUCUGCCUACGCAAAUCGACAGUAAAGGGAAAAGUCCUUCCACAGAACGGUAUGGAGAAUCGAUACUCCCACGGGUUGAUACCUCACAUUCUCACUCUUCGUCUUCACGUUUACCAUCUCAUCUCGAUCGUUCCAAGAUCGCCACGAACUCUGCUUGGAAAUCACAGUACGAUAUCAAGAUGGCGUCACGACAGACUCAUUACCAGACUCUUGCGCCCAAGGAGAAGAAAGAACAAGACCAAUGGGCCCAGAAAAAGCUACAAGACGGAAGCGCAGGCUUCUGCCCCAUGGGCUUCGACUGGAAACGCGUCGAAGGCGGGUACCGGUGCAUCCCACCCAUGAUGGUGCACCGAGGAGGCGGCUGGCAUCUCGUGACCGACGAGUUGCUCGCCGAGGGCGGAGGGAGGUUCUAUCAUCUGAGCACCGACAAAAAUGAUCCGGAUGAUAUGGGGACGGAGUGGUUGGGUCCGUUUACGAGCUUGGAGGAUUAUCUGGAGAAGGUGAAGGGGGUGAUUACGAAGGAUGGGUUUGCGUGGCGGUGGGCGGAGAAUAUGGGUGGGAAUAGUACGACCCAGAUGGGUGGGUCUUCGGCUGAUCCUGGUUCUAUGGGAGGUGCGCUUCCUGGGAUGCCGUUUAGGAGAGGCUUGGGAGAUGGUGGGCUUGGUGGACAUCCUUUUGGAGGAAGUGGAUUCCCUGGAGGGAUGGGUGAUGGUGGUGGAAGAAUGGGAAUGGGAGGCUUUGGAGGAAGCCGAUUUCCUGGAGGGGGAUUUGGUGGUAGCAGGUUUGGGGGAGGGAGAAUUUAG